GUGCAAUCAUUGCGGGGUCACAGUCAUUCUUGGGAUAAUUAUACGAGAUCAACAAGAUGCUGUACCUGAUUGGCCUUGGCCUCGCUGAUGAGAAAGACAUCAGCGUAAGAGGCCUUGAAAUCGUCAAGCGUGCUUCACGCGUCUAUCUCGAAGCCUACACCGCAAUCCUACUCGUAGAAAAGCAUGUUCUGGAAUCCUUCUAUGGUCGCGAAGUCAUUCUGGCUGACCGUGAAAUGGUCGAGUCGAACAGCGAAGCCAUCCUCAAAAGUGCGGAAAAGGAAGACGUUGCCUUUCUCGUCGUAGGCGAUCCAUGCAGCGCAACAACCCAUACGGACCUUCUGCUACGCGCGCGACAUGCCACACCUGCAAUCCCAACCCGUGUCCUACCGAACACGAGCAUUAUGACUGCUAUUGGAUGUACAGGGUUGCAGCUGUACAAUUUCGGCCAGACUGUCAGUAUGGUCUUCUUCACGGACAACUGGAAGCCGACGAGUAUCUAUGACCGCAUCAAGGAGAAUGUUGCGCAUGGAUUCCAUACUUUGGUGCUGCUAGAUAUCAAGGUCAAGGAGGCGAGUGAGGAGAAUAUGGCGAGAGGCCGCCCAUGGAUCUUUGAGCCGCCAAGGUUCAUGUCCAGUGCUCUAUGUGCCGAGCAGCUGUUGUACGUCGAAGGGGAGAGGAAAGAGGGGAUCUGUGGUCCGGAUAAUUUGGCAGUAGCAGUGGCAAGAGUUGGCAGUGAAGAGGAAAAGAUUGUGGCAGGGACUUUAGAAGAGCUUAGUACAGUCGACCUUGGGAAGCCGCUGCACAGCUUGGUUCUUAUCGGUAAGAAGGGGCAUGAGAUGGAGAUGGAAUAUGUGAGAGACUUCGCCAUUGACAAAGCCAAGUUCGAGGUAAUCUGGAAGAGAGACUAUGGCAAGUCGUAGACCACAUCCAUUCGCAAUUGAGCAGGACGGCGGCCAGCGCGUCGCCUGAUCCUCAACGUCUGCGACAAUGUCACAAACACGUUUGUAUUCAUCCGGCGUUCUUCCUUGCCACAUUCACCGAGCAUAACAUGCAUAGAGUAAGACCGAGAAUCAGUGAGAAUCCUUUUUAUAUGCUCCAAAUGUACAUAAGUAGUUCGAAGUUCGCAAUUCGGUGCACAACCUCUUCAUGAGGUAGUGUAUAGCACCAUAGAGCAGGGUUGUCCGAACUAUCCGCGUUAAAUGCGUGCUACGCCGUUCCGUGCGUUGGUAAUUUGCAUCAAUAGUCAGGAUUCCACAGUUCAAGCCUUCUUCUCCUCUUCUUCCUCCUCGU
This is a messenger RNA of Pseudovirgaria hyperparasitica, 1290 nucleotides long. RefSeq names its product putative diphthine synthase. The record is from RefSeq and is a predicted model, not a curated record. NCBI's taxonomy places the organism in Eukaryota, Fungi, Ascomycota, Dothideomycetes, Acrospermales, Acrospermaceae. Gene Ontology annotation, biological process: protein histidyl modification to diphthamide. The transcript is spliced from 2 exons. Bases 57 to 920 code for a protein of 287 amino acids. Gene Ontology annotation, molecular function: diphthine synthase activity.